Messenger RNA from Tarenaya hassleriana, 1863 nucleotides. RefSeq names its product protein PHLOEM PROTEIN 2-LIKE A10. The coding region runs from base 545 to 1711 and encodes 388 amino acids. The transcript has 2 exons. Lineage: Eukaryota; Viridiplantae; Streptophyta; Magnoliopsida; Brassicales; Cleomaceae. The record is from RefSeq and is a predicted model, not a curated record.
GGAUUGGAAGCGUGGAAGCCGCUGAACUUUAAAUGUCCGAAGCGACUUCUCAGCCAACUAUCACGCAGAGUCGAAACUUCUGAUUUCUGACAACACGAGAUUGGGGGUGCAAUAAUGGAUUUCUACUCUACGAAUACAUACACGUACAGAUACGUAUACACAUACAAGUGUGUUACUAUAUCUAGAUGUCUGGAUCACGGCAGAGGGGAUCCCCUGUUCGGUUAGAAUCCUGCAACCGCAUCGACGUCACCCAACGUUAUCCAGUCUUUCGAUUUCUUACAGGUUUCCUACUCGAUACAUCUGCUUCUCUUUCCAUGUGUUUGGUCUUGUUAUAGUCAGUCUUGGUUUCCUUUCAAGAAGAUGGCGCGGAACAAAAACCCAGUAAAGAUGUUUUCUUUCGCUGGAAUCCGGGAAAGUUGAAGAAGAAAACGAGAGAAAAUCGUUUCACAGAUCUCAGCAAGGGAACGAAAAAAGGGGUAUGAUGAUCUGGGGAUUUCGGUUGGAAAGCUUUUGUCUUGAAUAGCUUCCUUUCUGUAGUAUUUACAUGGAUUUAGGAUUGGGUAAGAAGGGUUUGGAUUUUGCUCUGAGAAACAAGAAGUGGAUCUUGCUGGCUGCAAGUGGUUACGGUGCUCUUAGGGUUUAUCAUUCUCCCUCAGUUUCCAGAAAACGGAAGAGGAUUUCGAAGGUUUUAGGAGCUCUGCUAAAUCUGGUAGAAGCAGCUUCUGAUUCCGCUGAAGCGAUUAGUGUCAUCUCAAAAGAUCUGACAGCUUUCUUAAGAUCAGAUUCCGACCAAAUCCCCAACAGCCUGAAGCAGAUCUCCAAAAUCGCCAAAUCAGAUGAAUUCAAUUCAUCCCUAAUCAGAUUCACACAGGCUAUGACCCUUGGAUUACUUCAUGGGUAUCGAUUGGAUUCCAAAAACGACGAACACGGGUCAGGUUUCACUGACCGGGUCAUGGACAAGCUCUUCUCCAGAGCCGGAACGGGCUUCGCUUCCGCGGUCGUUGGCAGCUUCGCCAGGAACAUGGUCGUGGCGCUUUGCUCCGACGAAUUUUCCGGCAAAUCUUCCGUUUCAGAGUCAAAAUGGGUCAACGCGAUUUGCUCAGACGAGAGCAGAAAACUGAUAGGCGACUGCGUUCAGAUGUUCGUGAGCACAGCGGUGGCGGUCUAUCUCGACAAAACCAUGCACGUGAACGUCUUUGACGAUCUUUUCUCAGGAAUGACAAACCCUAAACACGAACGCAGAGUCAAAGAAGCUUUGAUUUCUGUAUGCAAUGGCGCAGUCGAGACGUUCGUGAGAGCGGCACGGCAAGCUCCCGGAGACUCCGCCUCGACCAGAAGCUUCGGUUUCCGAAAAGAAAAGACCGAUCCCGAGUUCGAUCUAUCGCCGCCUGCUGUCGGACCGAGACUAUCGCGACGUGGUUAUAGCACAUGGAUCAACCGGCUUUCGGCUUCAUUGUCCGUACCAAGUAACCGGAGAUUCGUGAUAGAUUUAACCGGGAGGAUCACAUUCGAGACGAUUAGAUCGUUACUAGAAAUUCUAUUCGAUAAAUUCAACAACGGGAUGGCGAGUUGCGUUGAGUCGGUGAUAGAGACAGGGAGCGAAGCCACGAGGUAUGCGAAGGUUAAAUCCUCUGUUCUUUACAGUUUGUGUCUUUCUCUGUGUUUGCAGAUCGUUGAAGCUCCAUGGCUUCUGGCUCCUCCUAAUUACUGAAAAAAAGAGAAUGAUAAUUUGGUAUGUAUUGGUUCGAUUUUUGGAUUCGAUUCGACGUUAUCUGUUGGUUAUAUACAUGUUGUGGAAUUUUAUUUUUAAAAUUUGGUAUCUAAUUAUAAUUGUCGGAAUGAAGAAAUGGGUGAGUUUGGUUU